AUGGAGAGAGGGGAGGGAAGGGUGAGAGAGGGGGGAGAAAGAGAGGACGAAGAGGAGAGGAUAAAGAGGGAGGUCAUAGAGGUAGAGGUGGACAAAGUGAGAGAGAGGAGAGAGGAGGCUGAGAGAAGGGAGGAAGAGGACAAGAUGAUGAGGAGGGAGGGGGAGAGGAAGAGGCUGGAAGGUCAUGGCAGGGAUCUGGUUCCAUCACCACGGUAA
Molecule: messenger RNA, 216 nt
Organism: Knipowitschia caucasica
Lineage: Eukaryota; Metazoa; Chordata; Actinopteri; Gobiiformes; Gobiidae
Source: the annotation of a GenBank genome assembly